AUAACGACGCGCAUCUCUUGCAUCCUGCAUAUUUUCGAAAAGUUCGAAAAUAGCAGCGGGUUUAAAAAUACUCAAGUUCGUUUACCCCCAAGGAUGGGACGUUUCCGGAAUUAAAUUCUGAAUCAAGACCGAGAAUGCGAAAUAAACUAGGAAAAUCUAGCGUUUAUGGGAAACAAUUGAGGGUAACCUGGUAACGGAUGUAAAUGUUAUAAAAUUUUGUAACAGUUAUACACGGUUUUUUUUAUCGUCGCGUUUUUUGCGUUUAUAUAUUAUAUUUUUUUAUUAUAUUUACAAUGCGUGAGGUAAUUAAUGUACACAUAGGUCAGGGCGGUGUCCAAAUUGGAAAUGCAUGUUGGGAAUUGUUCUGCCUGGAGCACGGCAUUCAGCCCGAUGGGCAAAUGCCGUCUGACAAAACGGUCGGUGGAGGAGACGACAGCUUUAACACCUUUUUUAGUGAGACCGGAGCCGGAAAACACGUACCAAGAGCGGUGAUGAUCGAUUUGGAGCCGACGGUCGUAGAUGAAGUGCGCACCGGGACCUACCGCCAGUUAUUCCACCCCGAACAGCUAAUAUCCGGCAAGGAAGACGCGGCCAAUAACUACGCCCGAGGGCACUACACCGUCGGCAAGGAAAUCGUAGACUUGGUCCUCGACCGGCUGCGAAAGCUAGCGGAUCAAUGCACCGGAAUGCAGGGAUUCCUAGUUUUUCACUCGUACGGAGGCGGCACCGGCUCGGGAUUCACUUCCCUGCUCAUGGAAAGGCUCUCCGUGGACUACGGGAAAAAAUCAAAAUUGGAAGUCGCCAUCUAUCCUGCGCCCCAAAUUUCGACCGCAGUCGUCGAGCCGUACAACGCAAUCUUGACCACUCACACCACCCUGGAACAUUCAGAUUGCGCCUUCAUGGUGGAUAACGAGGCAAUCUACGACGUGUGCCGCAGAAACUUGGACAUCGAAAGGCCCACCUACACCAACCUUAACCGCUUACUGGCCCAAAUCAUCAGUUCAAUCACCGCGUCGUUGAGAUUCGAUGGCGCCCUCAACGUCGACAUGGCGGAAUUUCAAACAAACCUCGUUCCCUACCCUCGAAUUCACUUUCCCUUGGUGACCUACGCUCCGGUGAUAUCGGCGGAGAAGGCCUAUCACGAACAGCUAUCCGUACCGGAGCUGACAAACGCGUGCUUCGAACCUGCGAAUCAGAUGGUCAAGUGCGAUCCACGGCACGGUAAAUACAUGGCGUGCGUUGUCUUGUACAGAGGCGAUGUCGUGCCCAAAGACGUAAAUUCGGCCAUUGGCACAAUCAAGACUAAACGUACCAUUCAGUUUGUCGACUGGUGCCCGACUGGGUUUAAAGUGGGCAUUAACUAUCAACCACCCACUGUUGUACCAGGAGGCGACUUGGCCAAGGUCCAACGUGCAAUUUGCAUGUUAUCGAACACCACCGCCAUCGCGGAAGCGUGGGCACGGCUCGACCACAAGUUCGACUUGAUGUACGCCAAGCGUGCCUUCGUCCACUGGUACGUGGGCGAAGGAAUGGAGGAGGGUGAAUUUUCGGAAGCGCGAGAAGAUACCGCCGCAUUAGAGAAGGACUACGAAGAAGUCGGGAUGGAUUCGGGCGAGGGCGAAGGCGAGGGGGGAGAAGAAUUUUGAUAAUUGUGUACUUUUACAUUAUUUUACAGAAAUAUACGUAAAGUCACAUUUUUGA
Molecule: messenger RNA, 1701 nt
Organism: Photinus pyralis (common eastern firefly)
Lineage: Eukaryota; Metazoa; Arthropoda; Insecta; Coleoptera; Lampyridae
Product: tubulin alpha-1 chain-like
Exons: 2
Coding region: 294-1646 (450 amino acids)
Biological process (GO): microtubule cytoskeleton organization; mitotic cell cycle
Cellular component (GO): microtubule; cytoplasm
Molecular function (GO): structural constituent of cytoskeleton; GTP binding
Source: RefSeq, a predicted model, not a curated record